AUGAGUAGCAGGGGGUUGGUGAGAGGAGCGUCGUUAACUGCAAAUGCAGUGUGGCAUCGAAGAAGUUUCUUCCCAACGGUAACGGUUAGCGUCCACCACCGCAAAUUGUUGAAGUUUCGGAGCUUCUCGUCAACCACCGCCUUUUCGUCUCUUCCAGCCCCGGAUUUGCCUCGUUUGGCGAAAACUGCUCGAAUUUCACUUACGCCAAACGAGAUUGAAGAAAUUGCUCCCAAAAUCCAACAAUUAAUAGACUGGUUUGGACAGCUGCAGGAUGUUGAUCUUGGAAGCGUGGAACCCUCCAUCAGAGCAGUUUUACGCCAAAAAUGUGGAAUUUGCUUUCGAAAUGCAAAAGAGACUGAAAACAAUUUGCGUGAUAAUGCUCCCGAAACAUUUGACCAUAGGGACGCUAUGAUCGCCUCUGUCCCGAGCUAUGAAGAGCCUUAUAUCAAAGUUCCGAAGGUCUUAAGCAUGGACUAA
Sphenostylis stenocarpa is the source of this 477-nucleotide messenger RNA. The record is from the annotation of a GenBank genome assembly. NCBI's taxonomy places the organism in Eukaryota, Viridiplantae, Streptophyta, Magnoliopsida, Fabales, Fabaceae.